Messenger RNA from Acanthopagrus latus (yellowfin seabream), 1393 nucleotides. RefSeq names its product sorting nexin 10a (gene snx10a). Lineage: Eukaryota; Metazoa; Chordata; Actinopteri; Spariformes; Sparidae. The record is from RefSeq and is a predicted model, not a curated record. Gene Ontology annotation, molecular function: phosphatidylinositol binding. Gene Ontology annotation, biological process: intracellular protein transport. The transcript has 7 exons. The coding region runs from base 351 to 998 and encodes 215 amino acids.
CCCAGUCAAUUAGACUCAGCUGCGCCUCGACGACACGUUUCUCACAUCGUCUGUUCGGGCUGGUUCCACAGCUUAACUUCAUUUUUAACGAGUCCGACUUUUUUUUUUAAUUAUGUGUAUGUUUUAAACCCUUGUGGCCUUCUAGAGGCAGGAAAGAGGUGAUCCAGCACCGAGCUGAGGUCCAGCGCACUGAGUCUUAGCAGCAGUUGGGUCCGGAGCCUCCAGCAGCGCGCUGAGCUGCUCCUGCUGUUCACUAACAGCGGGUUACUGCUGGGAGAGUGCAGAGGAGAGAGUUUGAACAGGUCACUUGUGAUGUUUCUGUCUCCCUCUGGAAGGUGCUGCUGCCUGCUAUGGACAGUGUGCUAAACACUCUCUCAAAAACUGAGUUUAUCAGCAUUUGUGUUCGGGAUCCUCGGGUCGUUAAAGAUGACCUCUGGCACAAACACAUCGACUAUGAGAUCUGUGUACACACCAACAGCAUGUGUUUUCGAAGAAAGACUUCCUGUGUAAGGCGACGUUACAAUGAGUUUGUUUGGCUGCGACACUGCCUGGACCAGAAUGCCCUCAGCUUAGAAUUACCCAAGUUGCCUCCCUGGAACCCCUUCUUCAGUCUGAGGAACACACAGCAGCUCUUGCAGAGGAUGAAGGGCAUGCAGGAGUUUUUAGAAAUUGUUCUUCGUGAACCUUUGUUGUUAUCAGACAGUCGACUCCAUCUGUUCCUCCAGUCAGACCUCAGCAUCACGAGGAUGGAAAGGUGUGCUCUUGGUAAGACCAGGUACACAGUGGGUGAAGCCAUACAGCGCUCCAGCAGCGGUUUCAUCAGCAGAUUAGAGGACAAAGGCUGUGAUUCUGACUCGGAAAGCUGCUCUUCAUCACUGAGUUGUGGACUAAGCGUGGACACUUCAUUGCAAGGGAGCCACCUCACGUUCUUCGAGUCCUCUGACAGAGAGCCAGAACUGUUCCCUUGUCUUUCAGAAACUCCGCUCACUGCUCCCUGACGCUCUCGACCACCUUCUCCUCCGUUAUUCUGUGGAGCGUUUUGCUUUUCAUUGUUAAUUUCAAAAGAGAGGAAAAAAAAGCUUUGUUUUACUUGUGAACUUCAUUAUUUUCUUUGACGUUUUGUUGCUUUAUUAAUGAUUGUUUUAGUUUUCUCUCAGAGUAUGCUCAUGUCAUUUGAUUAAGUUUGCACUUGAAAAGAUGUUUUCAAAAUAUUAUUGUUCACCUGCAAUUUAUCAUGGUGAAUUCUUAAAUAUUUUCUAACUAUAUAUUUUUAUCUGCACUGAAGCUCUUCUGAGAUUAGCGAGGGAUGUGUUUUGACUUGACAGUUUUUAGAAAAAUGUUUGAGAAUACUUUUAUGAUUUGUUAAUGAAUAAAUUUCCUUUUUAAAAGAAAA